AUGGCGAUGGAUCAAGUGAACGCGCUGUGCGAGCAGCUGGUGAAAGCGGUGACGGUCAUGAUGGACCCCAGCUCCACCCAGCGCUAUCGGCUGGAAGCCCUCAAGUUUUGUGAAGAGUUUAAAGAAAAGUGCCCUGUUUGUGUCCCCUGCGGCUUGAGGUUGGCUGAGAAAACACAAAUUGCCAUCGUCAGACAUUUUGGCCUUCAGAUCCUGGAGCACGUUGUUAAGUUUCGGUGGAACAGCAUGUCUCGAUUGGAGAAGGUCUAUCUGAAGAACAGUGUCAUGGAGCUGAUUGAAAAUGGAACACUGAACAUCUUAGAAGAAGAGAAUCAUAUUAAAGAUGUUCUGUCUCGAAUUGUAGUAGAAAUGAUUAAGCGGGAGUGGCCACAGCACUGGCCUGACAUGCUAAUAGAAUUGGACACUCUUUCCAAACAAGGGGAAACACAGACAGAAUUAGUGAUGUUCAUCCUUUUGAGACUGGCCGAGGAUGUAGUGACCUUUCAUACACUGCCCUUUCAAAGAAGAAGGGACAUCCAGCAAACAUUAACCCAGAACAUGGAAAGAAUCUUCAGUUUUUUACUUAACACACUUCAGGAAAAUGUAAACAAGUACCGGCAAGUGAAGACAGAUAAUUCUCAGGAGCCAAAGGCUCAAGCAAAUUGUCGAGUAGGAAUUGCAGCCUUAAACACGCUGGCAGGUUACAUUGACUGGGUGUCCAUGAGUCACAUCACUGCGGAGAACUGCAAGCUCCUGGAGGUACUGUGCCUGCUGCUCAACGAGCAGGAGCUUCAGCUGGGAGCAGCCGAGUGUCUUCUCAUUGCAGUGAGCAGAAAAGGCAAGUUGGAAGAUCGGAAGCCCUUAAUGGUCUUAUUUGGAGAUGUUGCUAUGCAUUAUAUACUCUCUGCUGCACAGACUGCUGACGGAGGAGGCUUGGUAGAAAAACACUAUGUCUUCCUGAAAAGACUUUGUCAGGUGUUGUGUGCUCUGGGCAAUCAGCUGUGUGCGUUGCUGGGUGUGGAUUCUAAUGUAGAAACACCAGCAAACUUUGGAAAAUACCUGGAAUCUUUUCUUGCUUUCACAACGCAUCCAAGUCAGUUUCUACGCUCUUCAACUCAAACGACUUGGGGAGCCCUCUUCCGGCAUGAGAUCCUGUCCCGUGAUCCUUUGCUAUUAGCAAUGAUACCAAAAUAUCUUCGUGCUUCUAUGACAAACGUGGUCAAGAUGGGCUUUCCUUCUAAAACAGAUAGCCCUAGCUGUGAAUACUCUCGAAUUGAUUUUGAUAGCGAUGAGGACUUCAAUGCUUUCUUCAACUCCUCCCGGGCCCAACAAGGAGAGGUAAUGAGGUUAGCAUGUCGUUUGGAUCCCAAGACUAGCUUCCAGAUGGCUGGGGAAUGGCUAAAGUAUCAGCUGUCAACUUCUGUUGAUCCUGGAUCCAUAAACUCUGGAAUUGGGGAAAGCGGCCUCUGCUCCAUCUUCUCACCUUCAUUUGUGCACUGGGAAGCCAUGACCUUUUUUUUGGAAAGUGUGAUCAACCAGAUGUUUCGAACACUAGAUAAAGACGAAAUCCCUGUUCAUGAUGGAAUAGAGCUAUUGCAGAUGGUCUUGAACUUUGACACUAAGGACCCUCUCAUUCUGUCUUGUGUUCUCACUGAUGUCUCAGCACUCUUUCCAUUUGUCACCUACAGACCAGAGUUCCUGCCCCAGGUCUUCUCCAAGCUAUUUUCGUCUGUCACUUUUGAAACUGUUGAAGAAAGUAAGGCCCCCAGAACCCGGGCAGUCAGGAAUGUGAGAAGACAUGCUUGUUCCUCCAUCAUCAAAAUAUGUCGAGACUACCCUCAGCUUGUGUUGCCCAAUUUUGACAUGCUUUAUAACCACGUAAAGCAACUCCUCUCCAAUGAGCUGCUCCUGACACAAAUGGAGAAGUGUGCCCUCAUGGAAGCCCUGGUUCUCAUUAGCAACCAGUUCAAGAACUAUGAGCGUCAGAAGUUGUUCCUUGAGGAGCUGAUGGCACCAGUGGCCAGCAUCUGGCUUUCUGAAGACAUGCACAGAGUGCUGUCGGAUGUUGAUGCAUUUAUUGCCUAUGUGGGUGCAGAUCGGAAAAGCUGUGAUCCUGGCCUGGAGGAUUCCUGUGGCUUAAACCGUGCACGAAUGAGCUUUUGUGUGUAUAGCAUUCUGGGUGUUGUGAAACGAACUUGCUGGCCCACUGACCUUGAAGAGGCCAAAGCUGGGGGGUUUGUAGUGGGUUAUUCGCCCACUGGAAAUCCAAUCUUUCGUAACCCCUGCACAGAACAGAUUCUGAAACUUCUUGACAAUUUGCUUUCCCUUGUAAGAACUCACAAUACUUUAUAUGCACCAGAAAUGCUAGCCAAAAUGGCAGAGCCUUUCACAAAGGCUCUGGAUAUGCUUGAAGUGGAAAAAUCUGCUAUUUUAGGAUUACCUCAGCCUCUCUUGGAACUGAAUGACUCUCCUGUUUACAAAACGGCCUUGGAAAGAAUGCAGCGUUUCUUCUCCACCCUCUAUGAGAACUGUUUCCAUAUCCUGGGGAAGGCAGGCCCUUCCAUGCAGCAGGACUUUUACACCGUGGAGCACCUGGCUGCCCAGCUUCUCAGCUCAGCCUUUGUCAAUUUGAACAAUAUUCCUGACUACCGACUCAGACCCAUGCUUCAUAUCCUUUCAAAGUCCCUAGCUAUCCCAGAAGAUUGA
Molecule: messenger RNA, 2703 nt
Organism: Pipistrellus nathusii (Nathusius's pipistrelle)
Lineage: Eukaryota; Metazoa; Chordata; Mammalia; Chiroptera; Vespertilionidae
Source: the annotation of a GenBank genome assembly